Messenger RNA from Ciona intestinalis (vase tunicate), 2691 nucleotides. The record is from RefSeq and is a predicted model, not a curated record. NCBI's taxonomy places the organism in Eukaryota, Metazoa, Chordata, Ascidiacea, Phlebobranchia, Cionidae.
AAAGUUGGAGUGUAAGAAAAGUAGGGUAAAAUGUCUUGGCAUUUCUUGGAACGGUGGGUCGAGAAGGCCAACCAACAUUCUACAUUAGUAGGCAAGUUCUGGAUUACAUUUCUUAUCGUUUGUCGGAUGGUGAUCGUUGCUUCUGUUGGUGAUCGGGUGUACAACGAUGAACAAAGUGAAUUUAAAUGCAACACACUUCAACCUGGGUGUACGAAUGUAUGUUUCAACAGAUUCUCACCGAUAUCCCAUUUACGAUUUUGGAGUUUUCAAAUAUUGUUCGUGGCAACUCCUUCCGUAAUGUUCGUUGUUUAUUCUGCUCAUAAAUCCAAGCUGAAAAAAACGUCAAGUAAGAAAGCGAGAAUUUCAAACGAUGAGGACGAUGAUAAAAGUGAAAAGCACGUAUCUGGUCAAAAGAACGAAAAUAUUGACGCCUCAAUAAGCCAGCUCCAAUCUGGAAGCAAAAAGAUGAAACAAUUCGAGGUCGAUUUUCCUGUUAAACGACCUAGCAUUGAAAAGAAAGGGAAAGCACGAGGCAGCUCACGCAAUAAAAACAGAAACAGCAGCAGAUCUUAUCCGCGAGAUGGAGACAAAGAUCCUCAGGCAUUUCCUAGAAGUACAAUGAUUCGUCUUGGUAAACAAUUGAGCGAUAGUGAGAGAACAAAGAGCUGGGAGGAGGAAACAACGCAUCGUCACCAGAAGAGAUAUUCACGAAACUCUCGACGUGGUAUAAGCAGCAGCAAUACAAGUGGUGUUGGUACAUUUGAUUAUCGUUCAAAACGUGGGAACGAUACAAGAAAUCAGAACAACAACAAUAAUUCAAACGGAACACCAACAUUUGCUUGGCGACAACCGACACAGAACACACAGAAUCAACAAAACAAUGAACCUGGUCCACAAGUACCGACGGCACCAACGGUGGAUGAAGGGCGGCCUGCACAACCAACUAAACGAGGUUUGACUGACCUUAUUAUGUGGGUGCCUUCAAAUUGCGAUGAUGAAUAUCAUCAGAACGGUGCAAACAUCAACGCUGAAAAUGCUUUCACCGAUACAGAAGCACUUCACAAUAAUGGUCAACCAACGGCAGAGAAUAUAUCAGCAUACAAACAUUAUGUGAACGAAUACUCCGGUCAUAUUUUUCCUUCGGCACCCCCGCAAUAUCCAGGUAUCGCUUUUGAUUCAAACUCGAAACCAUGGAUCAGUGCAUCGCGUGUUUCAUUGGCAAUGGACACGAUUCCACUUAAGAAUGAAAAGUCAAAGAAAGUAAGCGAUUUUCGUGACGAAAAGUUUAAGCCAACCAAUCCUUUGGCAAUGAAGGCUCAUAUACCAGCAUUUGCGCAACACUUUCGUUGGUAUUUAGCCAAUGUGUUUGUUCGUCUUUGCAUCGAAGUUGGUUUCCUCGUUUUGCAAGUUCUUCUCUUCGGAUUUCACGUUCCUGAAUUGUACAAAUGUGAACGCCGGCCGUGUCCCAACACCGUCGAUUGCUUUAUAUCUCGACCAAUGGAGAAGACGAUCUUCUUAUGGUUCAUGUUUCUAUACAGCUGCAUAUGUGUAGCACUCAAUCUAGUAGAGUUUGUUUAUCUGGUAUACGCCUAUAUAAAGAAGCAAGCACAGAAACGGGUGUCGUCUUCUAAGAGUAAAAAAGAGGUUUCACUUCAUCCUAAUAAAGAUAGUGGACUCAGUCGGAAUGGAUACAACGGUUUACGAGGAGGGUGGAUGAAACACGACAUCGAUCCUGUUGAACUUGAUCUUGCUGAAUAUCAAUUUAGGCAAAUGAAUGACGACACUUCUUCUAUCGGAAGUAGGCCUCCAAAUAUCGGGUGGGGUGGGAGGUACACUGGACGCCAAGUUCCUCAACGUAAAGUUAUUGUCAGCGGUUCGAAUGCUUUCACUGGUUCUGCACGGGAUGCAAGCAGAGGUGACACUUCUACAAGAGAUAUGAUGGCGUUUGAGCUCGAUUCCGAUGACGAACGAGACAUGAUUGAAAUGGAGAUAGAAAGAAUAGAACAAGACGAAAUGGAUUUCCAACAAGAUAAUGAUGCAAAUCCUGAAGAUGGUUUGGAUGGGAACGACCAAGUAGAUGCAGGGGAUAAUUGCAUUUAACGCAACAACGUCAUCUAUGUUCAUUUAGUAUAUUCACGUGUGUUUCAAUGUAGACGUAGUACAGAUAUCUAGGCACGUAAAGUUAUUCAUUUGUAUGCAUAGAUCGCAACUAAAGCCUUCAGUAUAGAUGCUGCUAGUUUUUCGUAAUUACGAAAAGUUCUUUGCUUGACUUCAAUCAACCAAAGACUUGGUGUAAAUCUCCCUCGACUAUAAUAAGACCUUGCCCACUCGUAACUGUCGUUAAGAUUGGUUUAUUACACGAGGUCAAACCUCCACCUGCCAUAGGAAACUUGCACGAGCAUGAUACAUCGCAUCUUUUAUUGUCCCGUACACUAUUCACUGCAUAAGAUAUUGAUUGUUGCAAUUUAAGUUUCAAAAGAAGACUUAAUCAAAAUAUCGACUAGAUUUGACCUCCUGUAACACGUUGUUGCCAAAGGCUGUUAUGAUGGACGUAUGCAAGCGAACAAAUGACAACAAAUAAAACCGAUAAAGCACAACAAGUGUUUAAAUCAGUACUGAACAAAAAGUUGUAUUUAAAAUUUCGUACCCCAGCCAACAAUUAUGAAAAAUACAUGCGACGAUGUUUCUUUU